Messenger RNA from Hylaeus anthracinus, 5391 nucleotides. RefSeq names its product protein mothers against dpp (gene Mad). Gene Ontology annotation, molecular function: RNA polymerase II cis-regulatory region sequence-specific DNA binding; DNA-binding transcription factor activity, RNA polymerase II-specific; I-SMAD binding. The record is from RefSeq and is a predicted model, not a curated record. NCBI's taxonomy places the organism in Eukaryota, Metazoa, Arthropoda, Insecta, Hymenoptera, Colletidae. Gene Ontology annotation, cellular component: heteromeric SMAD protein complex. Gene Ontology annotation, biological process: SMAD protein signal transduction; regulation of transcription by RNA polymerase II; BMP signaling pathway. The transcript is spliced from 3 exons. The coding region runs from base 347 to 1753 and encodes 468 amino acids.
AAACGAGAUUGAAAGACGGAGAGAAGAUAAGGUGGAAGAGAGAGAUAGAAAGAUUAUGAACGCUGCGAGUGGCUAUACUGUAUUAGAAGAAAAUUUGCUUAGAUGUUUAUCGUGUUCGUAGAACUGUUGUCAUUAGGAAUACGAUAAAGUCAAGGUGUGGAAUCGAUAAAUUUACGGAUAUUUUUAUUUGAUUGCGAUGGCGAGAGGUUGGCGUCAAGAAUGUGGUAACAGGAGUGGGAGAUUGUAGUAAAAACAAUGCUGGAUCGCUAGGCAAUUCUACGUUGUUUAGGAACAAAGGUACCAUAAGAACAGCAUAAGAUAGCUUAUAUAUUACAGUAUUUUUAACAUGGAUGAUGAAGAAGGAUCGUCAAGCUCUGGACCUAUGUCUUCGUUGAACAGUUUAUUUUCGUUUACUAGUCCCGCUGUAAAAAAGUUGCUCGGUUGGAAACAGGGCGACGAAGAGGAAAAAUGGGCGGAAAAGGCAGUGGAUUCGUUAGUAAAAAAGUUAAAAAAACGAAAAGGUGCAAUAGAAGAAUUAGAACAUGCUUUAAGUUGUCCAGGCACACCUAGCAAAUGUGUAACGAUUCCAAGAAGUUUAGAUGGUAGACUGCAAGUUUCACAUCGUAAGGGUUUACCACAUGUAAUUUAUUGUCGAGUAUGGAGAUGGCCAGAUUUGCAGUCACACCACGAAUUGAAACCAUUGGAGUUAUGUCAGUACCCUUUCUCUGCGAAACAAAAAGAAGUUUGCAUUAAUCCGUACCAUUAUAAAAGAGUGGAGAGUCCAGUACUACCACCAGUUUUGGUUCCUAGGCAUUCAGAAUAUGCUCCAGGACAUUCGUUGUUACCAUUUCAACAAAUAGCGGAACCAACAAUGCCGCAUAACGUGUCUUAUUCUUCUAGUGGAUUCAAUGCUGGAUCCACUGGUGGUGUAAAUCCAACUUCGCCUAUGUCUUCUGUUGGAUCUGUUCCAAGUCCAGGAAGUACAACAUCGCCAAAUCCGCAAAGUCCUUAUGGUACUAAUGGAUUGCCGGAAACUCCACCUCCGGCGUAUUCUCCACCCGAAGAUGGUUCGCAACCUGGACAGUCGCCACCACCUGAUCCAGUAGCAAUGGAUACAAGCGGAACAUCCGAAGUAGCUCCAGUGUGUUACCAAGAACCGCCUUAUUGGGCUUCUAUCGCGUAUUACGAAUUAAAUUGUAGAGUGGGUGAAGUUUUUCAUUGCCAUUCUCACUCUGUUAUCGUGGAUGGUUUCACAAAUCCAAGCAACAACUCUGACCGUUUUUGUCUUGGACAGUUGUCUAAUGUUAAUCGAAAUUCUACUAUUGAAAACACAAGAAGGCAUAUAGGCAAAGGAGUACAUCUGUAUUAUGUAGGCGGCGAAGUAUACGCGGAAUGCCUCUCCGAUUCUGCUAUAUUUGUGCAAUCUAGAAAUUGUAAUCAUCAUCAUGGGUUUCAUCCUAGUACAGUUUGUAAGAUUCCACCAGGAUGUUCAUUGAAGAUAUUUAAUAACCAAGAAUUUGCCCAACUACUGUCGCAAAGCGUGAAUCACGGUUUUGAAGCUGUCUAUGAAUUAACGAAAAUGUGUACUAUAAGAAUGUCCUUUGUUAAAGGAUGGGGUGCAGAGUAUCAUCGUCAAGACGUUACGUCGACUCCGUGCUGGAUCGAGGCACACUUACACGGACCCUUACAGUGGUUGGAUAAAGUGUUGACACAAAUGGGUUCUCCUCAUAAUGCUAUAAGUUCUGUGUCAUAAUUUGUGUUUCGUGUUUAAUUGCAAGGAGAAAAAAAAAUAGUGAAAUGUAGAAAAAAACCUGAUGAUUCAAGAGCAGUUUUUAAUAUUAUAUAGUGCGAUAUUAAUGUAGACAUUAUGAGAAAUUUAAGGAAAAGUAAUAAGAGUGGUAAGGGAAGGAAUGCUGUCGCGAUGCGACUUACCUUACAGUAAGUAACAGAGGAAGUUGAUAAUAUAAUUCUUGUGAAAAUAAAGGAUUGCAAAAGUCAAUAAGUAUUGAAUGUGAUCCUUGGUAUAGAGAUUCGAGAGAUCGCAAUGUACACGUAAAAGUUGUGCAACUUUUGGCUGUUAUACAGGGAGAGGAUUAUAGUUAAAAAUAUGUGAAGAAUCAUAUUUUUCAAAUCUAUUCGACUACUCCUAAUACUUUAUUUUGUAUGGAAAAUUAUUGUGGAAAUAUUUGCCAAUGCUAUAUCGCGAAUGCUUUGUUAAAUUGUUUCGAGAUUUUUACGAUUGUAUUUGGACAAAUCAACCGAUAUAGAAGAAAAAAUUGAUUACCAGUCGAUAGAGACAAAUGAUUCAGAUUUUAACGACAUAAUAUUAUAAUGUUCACGAUUUUAAACACGAUACGCGUGCUUUUAAAGCAUCUGAUUUAUGCCUAAACAAGCCUUAGACUAUUCAAAUUUAUUACUAUAAAGAGUAUAAUCUAAGGAUAAUUAUGUUCGAUUUGACUAAUAGAAAUGCAAUUAAUAUUUCAAUAUAGACAUCAGAUGCUGAUCUCACGUUGACGUUUGAAAGUUAACUGCAUCCGAUGACGUAUUGGAAUAUUAACUUUGACAAUGCGUAUAAAGAAUAUUUUUUGUGCAACGUUCCCUAACAUUCGUGUAAUGUAAGCCUUUGGAUGUAGCCUUAUAAGAAACUAAUGUGACAACUAACAUAGAGUCGUCUACUUGCUAUUCGUCAGAUAUGAGUGUAAUAUAAGAAUUAAAUAUUAGCUUUGCACUUUUCAGAAGUGUUUGCAAAUUUCAAAGAUUAACAGAAGAUUCUGUACAUAUAAAGAAUAUACUAAUUAUAUGGCGUCGCGUGCAAUUGAAAUAAUUGGUGUUAUACUUGGUACAAAACGAUGAAAAUUUUACGAGUAGAAUUCUGAAAAGUGCCAAAAUCGUAUGUAUGUGGCUCCUUUUAUUUAAGCUAUCGAACCACGUUGAAAGUUUCACAUAGAAUAUUGUACGCGAGAAUUGCGUGUCACAUACAUUCGGUAACGAGCUAGAAAGGUCAUAUGAAUAUUUAGCUCGUAUUCAACUAUAUCGAAAAUAUUUCAUAUUACUUGAAAAUUAUUACGCAUGGAUGAUUUGUUAUAAAUAAUGGUCUUAACUGUAUUUUCUUAUGUACUUAUGACGGAACAAUAGUUUCGCCAUAUAUAUGUAUAGUUAUUCGCAAACACCGACUUCCUGUUUAAUUUUGCAUAAAAAUACACAGGAACUACCGAUUAAGCACAAAUUUGAGUUAUUCUAUCAAAGGGGAAUAUACCUGUGGCACAAUGUAUAUUCAAAUGAUCUUCUGGCUUGCUGAUAAAUUUAUAACUAUUCAUCGAAUUACUUUUAUAUAUAUCUUAUGUACAUUUCAAUUAUAAGUCCGAAGAAGGUAUACAGAUUAUAUAACGCUAUCUAAGAGUGCUUGAAAAAUUGUGGAACAAAAGUCACUGCCGCUUGCUGUUACUUAUUUGUCGAUGUACCUAGCUGUGAUUCUUUGCUACCAAAUUUUGCAAAUUACGUGUGGGUGAUCAACGAUGAUAAAUGUUUUUGCUCCAUCGGAUUAAUGAAUGUAACGAGACUUCAGAUCCACCGAUGCAAGCCGUACAAGGAAAUAUGACAAUAACCCAUUAUGAGAAACAUACGAUGACCUUAUACACGAUGAAUAAAAAUAUUCAUUCAGAAGAAUAUUUAUCGUUCCACUUACCAUUUAUUCGUGAUCAUCUGUGAAAUCUAUUCAGCUAAAAAGAGAAAAAUAUUUUUCACCAAGAACUCUGUAGAUUGUAAUUGAUAUUUAUAAAGUCUUUAAACGUGUACAUCGAUCGAGGUAGAUGUGAAUUAAUGUUUUAGGUAUGCCGAGCUUGUCGCACUCGUAACGAGCACAAAUGCUUUAUCGCAAGAUGUAUGUAUGAGUAGUUACAUACCUAUGUAAUACCUGUACUUGGAGAUUUUACUCUUGGUUGGUAUCUUUCUUGAUUUCUUUGUUAACGAAAACACCAUGUAUCGCGAAUCUCGUUUCCAAUUCACCGGAUAUUACUUCUUAAUUAAUAUUUUUUUAGACUAUUAUAUGAGAGAAAGUCUAGUUAACAUUAUUUAAGCAUAAAGAACAUUAAAUAACUAUAACGUUGACUUAUACAAUAUAUAUUACUUAUAUAUAUAUGUGCCUUGGAUGCUUUUUAUACUGUAUACACGCCUUAUAAUAUAGUAUGUAACGACGCAAAUGGAUAUAUUGUUUGCCAAAUAGCGUUAAAACGUUUUCAAUGUGUUGCAACAUUACGUGUAAAAUCUGUCUUCUACGUAUAGUUCUGAAUUUUAAAUGUAGAAAUAUAUCUAAAAAUAUAAUGAUUUUGCAGAGAACGACGUAUAUGUAUAUAUAUGAAUGUAUAUGAAUCGACUAUUUAGAAACGGUGAUUUGGAGAGAGAUUCGGGAUCAUUUUAGAUGUCAGUCAGUGUAAAUAAAUUUUUUUAGCUGUAAAAAAACAAGUACAUCUUCAGAAUUCAUUCCACGUAAUAUAUCGUUCAGACUCGAUAAUCGCGGGCCUUUUUCUUCGCUAUUUCCUUUGCGUUUUUUUUUUUUGGGUGGGUGGGUGGGGGGGGAGGAUAAAAGUAUCGCUCACUGUGCAUAUUAUUCUAGACGACGAUGAUAAGAGGCGUAGUCGCCCGUCGCGAUCCAGAAGUACGAUAUCGUAUGACAUAAUUUUAGUUGUAAAAUUAUAAAGAUCGUCAACGAAGGACCUGAGAUAAUACGACGAAACGCGCUGAGAAACGCAUUCCUCUUCUUAUCCGUCGCGAUGCUUAUCGUUCGAACAUGUAUGUAAAACUGCUGAUACCGUUGAUUACGAUCAGUGGUAUAACAGAUUAGUGACAGUUUCUCAAAGGAAUCAAAAUUCCGAUAUCGUACAGCUUUACUAUCGUUAUAAGAUAACGAAAAUCGUUAAGAAGGGUAUUUUGAAUAGAUUAGAAUAUAUCGUAUGGUGUACUCUCGUUUUCUCCGCCUGUCUUUCGAAACGAAACGAUCGACCCUUUGCUCGAUGACGUUAGAAACCUUCAUUCUCUGCUACUGUAUCUGCAUCUCUGGUAAUUACUGUGUUGUGCAGCUACCGAGUAUAAAUAAAGAAUAUUUCCUAUCUGUGUAUCUAUGUCCAAUGAAAAAAAAAAAAAAAAAAAACAACAACACUGUAGUUUCACUGAUUCGAAAGUUGAUCAAUGUAUGUACACGCAUGAAAUAUCCAUAAUAUCCUCAAUUAUUCCUGACGUUUUCUUAUAAUUCAACGUUUCUACGUUUUAACGGUAAGCGGUUAACGAAGAAUAUUAAGGAUCCUGCCGAUCGAUAUAUUUCGGAUUCGAAUGGCGCGUUACCAUAGGUCGACUACUACUCGAAAAUCAUUGGUCUGUUUACGAGAAACAUUUACC